AUGGAAGACUACAUGAUGAUCCAAUACUCGACAGCGAGCCGACGAACCGCUCGCCGAGCCAUAAACCGCCUACAUCGUCAAUAUGGUACUGAAUAUCGUAUGGGAACAGGAGCAGAUACAUUGUCACCGGCUUCUGGUGGAUCGGAUGACUGGGCGAAAUCCAACGGUAUCAAAUAUGUCUAUCUGGUGGAAUUGAGACCAGAAUAUGAGCUAUCGAAUGGAUUCAUCCUUCAUAAAAAGGAGCUGAUUCCGACAGCUGUCGAGACAUUCGAAGGUGUUAAGGAAGUAAUUGAAGCAGUUUUGGAGCACAACAAGAUCGUGAAGGAUCCUCUGUCACGUAUCGCACCUCAGCUUAGAAAGAAGCAGUUAUACAGAAUGCGCCUACUGGGAUUGGCAAACGGACAGCCAACGAUGACCACAACGGAACUGCCAACGACUCAAACGACUGCUGAAGAAACUAUAUCUGGUGUUUGUGUGCUUAACGAACGCUCUAAAGACUGGGAGACAAUCGAAUACGAUGUUCUGGAGGAGAAGGAUAUCGGGAGGGACCAGCCGAAGCUCCUAGUUGAGAAGAUCUUCGAGAUACUAGAAGGGAACGCCUAG
This is a messenger RNA of Haemonchus placei, 603 nucleotides long. The record is from the annotation of a GenBank genome assembly. NCBI's taxonomy places the organism in Eukaryota, Metazoa, Nematoda, Chromadorea, Rhabditida, Trichostrongylidae.